Molecule: messenger RNA, 2097 nt
Organism: Cladophialophora psammophila CBS 110553
Lineage: Eukaryota; Fungi; Ascomycota; Eurotiomycetes; Chaetothyriales; Herpotrichiellaceae
Exons: 3
Coding region: 1-2097 (698 amino acids)
Biological process (GO): transmembrane transport
Cellular component (GO): fungal-type vacuole membrane
Molecular function (GO): transmembrane transporter activity
Source: RefSeq, a predicted model, not a curated record
AUGUCCCUCGCCCAACAUGUCUCCUCAGUCGAAGGCAUUGACCACGAGCCCGAGCCCGGCGACGUGGCCUUCGACGACCGCGCCAGCCUGCUCAGCGGCUUCCACAGACUCUCGCGCCAGCCCAGCAUCGCCCUGUCCAUCAGCUAUGACCCCAUCCCGCCGGGCGCUGGGGACAAUGGCACGGGGCAGCUGGAGAAGUUGGAGCCCAUUGCCGCGUACGAGGUGUCGAGGGGGAUGAGGAUAGCGCAGGUGUCGGUGGGCGUCGUCUCUUGUGUCAUGGCGUCGGGAAUUGUCUUUGGGUUCGACGCUCUCAAAACCAUCUUGUUGGCUGAAGGCACGUAUCGCGACCUUUGCACCGAAGACGAACUGCGAAAGAAUGUGCCAUUGUGCUAUAUGCAAGACCAAAGAUUAAACCUCACAUUCGUCAUCGCCUCCGUCACCACAAAUAUCUCUGCUCUCCUGGUCGGCGGCAUCCUUGACCGCUACGGCCCACGCGUCUGCGGUAUUACAUCCGCCAUCCUUCUUGCCCUGGGAAGUGUGUGCAUGGCUUUUGCCUCGGAUUUACCGUUCGACGCCUACAUCGUCGCGAGUUUCCUCCUCGCGUUAGGCGGGACUUUCACGUUCGUCCCCAGUUUUCACCUGUCCAAUACAUUUCCCCGGUUCCAAGGUCUCAUCCUGGCGCUGGUCACAGGCGCAUUUGACGCCUCGGCCAGCGUCUUUCUGACCUUCCGUAUCCUGUACCAAAACACCCACGGCGCCAUCACCUUACGACAGAUCUUCACCGUCUACCUCGUCAUCCCGAUCUUCAUCCUCGUGUCCCAAAUCACAAUCAUGCCGUCGCACAGCUACCAGACCCGCGGGGAGUUGACCGAGAAAAUGGACCAGGCGCAGGACCCCACGACGGACGUGCACGACAGCGAUGACGAGCUCGAGGGGGCUAUGGAGAUCAUGCAGGUGCGGGCCGAGAGGGCGAAUAGGCGUCGCCAGUCGAUUGCCUCGAUCAGCGACUUGCUCGGCACGCCGGCCCAGCAGAACCAGCACGAGAAAAAGGAAGACCAGAUCCGGGUCAAUAGCGGCGUGUGGGGGAUCCUGCACGGCCUGCCCGCGAGCAAGCAGAUCCGCACGCCGUGGUUCGUGCUCAUCACGCUGUUCACGGUGCUGCAGAUGGCGCGGUUCAACUUCUUCAUCGCCACCAUCUUCACCCAGUAUUCGUACAUGCUCGACUCGGUCGAGGAGGCCACGCGGAUCAUUGAGUUCUUCGACCUGGCCCUGCCCAUCGGCGGCAUCGUCACCGUUCCGUUUAUCGGCGCUCUGCUGGACUACACUUCUACGGUUGCCGUGUUGAAUCUGUUGGUGCUGCUGAGCACUCUCAUCGGCGUGCUGGGCGCCGUGCCGACCGUCUGGGCCGCCUACGCCAAUGUCACGCUGUUCGUGCUCUUUCGUCCCCUGUACUACAGCGCCAUGUCCGACUACGCGGCCAAGAUCUUCGGGUACGCCACCUUCGGCACCGUCUACGGCGCCAUCAUCUGUCUCUCGGGCCUGUUCACCUUCACCCAGUCGGCGCUGCAGGCUCUGCUUCACGACGUCUUCGAAGACGACCCCGAGCCCAUCAAUCUCGGCCUCGCUACCGCCGGGCUCGUCCUGGGCGUCACCCUCGUCAUGUACGUCGACAUCAAGGGCCGCGCGCUGCACCGGGAGAAAGCCAUCGCCGCGGCCCAGGCUGCUGCUCCCGCUGCCGCUGGGGCGAACGACGAGAGACGGCCGCUCCUGGGCCCGCCGCGGUCUGGGUACGGCAGCGCAAGGAGUGUCAACAGCAUACUCAGCACGAAUGGACCGGGGGGCAUUAGCGCUUCCGCUACUGGUUCUGGUGCCCUUGGCGGUGCCGGUGCCGGUGUUGGUACUGGUGUAGGUGUGGCAGGCAUAUCUGCAGCCGCCGGCCUCAACGCCGGCAUGGGCAUGGGCAUGGGGAGCGCAAUGGCAGAGGACACCGGCGCCGCGGGAGCAGCAGCGGAGAGAAUGCGUCUCUUGCACGGCGCGCCGAGCCGGCAGCAGGUGCAGAGGAAUCUGUCCACGGUGCAGGAGACGCGCGAGCUGUAA